CGUGGUGAAGUCGGUCUGACGUUGGGUUCAGCAGCACAUACGGGUCCCGCAGUACUCGCGCAUGCCAACAGCGAACUGACUUCGUCGUGGUGUAAAGUGUAGAAGAGAGUCAACAGGACCAAAACAAGGCUCCGCAGAGACAGACAACGAAGUAGUCCGCGAAUGACCGAAAAACAAGACGUUAUGAACGCCUGUGACAGCCACGAAAGUGGCAAGAAAAUCGGACGAACGUCGCUGCUGGACAGCGGCGAGGACUUCGAGGUUUUAGAUGAAGAAGACAUUGACGACGACCCUCCUCCUCUGGAAGAUGCCGGAGGUGGGAAGGGGAACAACUCCGAAGAGUCUGAAAAGAAAAAUACCGACUCUGAUUCAGACCCUGCGGGUCCGAUGGACGAAUGGAUGGAUGUAUUAGGUAAUGGCCAGCUGAAGAAAAAGGUCCUGGAGGCGGGGGAAGGCCGAGACAGUCGGCCACAGAAGGGACAGAAUGUAAAGAUUAAUCUCAAAACGUACCUGAAGGACGGGACGCUGGUCGCGGAGCAGACUGACCUCUCUUUCACUCUCGGAGACGGAGAUGUCAUCCAGGCUCUGGAUCUGACCGUACAACUCAUGGAAAUGGGAGAAAAGGCCCUCGUCCAGGCCGAUGCAAAAUAUGCAUACGGUGUCCGGGGGAGUCUCGAGCCAGAGGUUCCCUCCAACUCUGAACUAUCCUUAGAAGUGGAACUGCUGGAAGCUAUUGACGCGCCAGACCUGGAGCUGCUGCCCCCCGCAGACAAAAUCGCCCUGGCCAGCCUCAAGAGGGAGAGGGGCAACGUUCAUUAUCAGCGCGCCGACUACGCCUUUGCAGUGAAUUCGUACAGCAUCGCCCUGCAGAUAACAGAGUCUAGUUCCAAAGUUGACAUUAGUCCUGAGGAGGAAAAUGAACUGAUGGGCGUAAGAGUGAAGUGUUUAAACAACAUGGCUGCUUCUCAGCUCAAGCUGGACCACUUUGACGCCGCACUCAAAUCUUGUGUCUCAGCGUUGGAACACGAGCCAGAAAACAUAAAAGCCCUUUUCCGCAUGGGCAAGGUACUUUCCUUGAAAGGUGAAUAUACAGAAGCCGUUAAAACUUUGAGGAAGGCGCUGAAGUUGGAACCAAGCAAUAAGACGAUCCACGCGGAGCUCUCCAAGCUGGUGAAGAAGAACUCUGAGCAGAGGGGAGCGGAGCAGGCCAUGUACAAGAAGAUGCUGGGUAACCCGGGCGGCAGCGGCGGCUCUCAGAAACACCAGGCCACGCCCACAUGGGGCCUCAGCUGGAAAUGGCUGUUCGGCGCCACAGCGGCAGCCAUUGGAGGUGUAGCGUUAUCGGUUGUCAUAGCUGCAAGAAAUUGAUAGGUGGUGGAUUGGUCGGUGCGUUGCCUCAUCCCCGUCCCUCACCUUUCUCUGCUGUGUUUGAGAACUAUACUUGACAAAUCUUAAAACGGACGCAGAUGGGAGCUGUGUCUCUAUCAUUCUCAAUUUGUAGGUUUAUGCACAUCUGUCAUGUUGCCAGACACUGUUUUCCUUCGCUGCCAUUGUUCUGGUCUUUGGUAGUUGAGGUUAACAUGCAGUCUAAAGGGUUAAAGUAACUUACUAUUGAUUCAUAUACGAGCUAGUUACACGUAUGUCUUUUCCCACAUUAGCUAUUGUGAUACAGUCCUUUUGUUAUGCUCUAGUUUUGAAGCUUCAGAUUGUUCCGCAAAAUCAAUCAUUCCUAUCCAAGAGAAAAUAAGUGAUUUCACUUUUUCUGUUUUAAUUGAGGUCCAAUGUCUCAUAUAUGUAGAAUGAUGUAAUGCAGAUGCUUUAUUAUUAUAGUAACUGGCCUGUGUGCCACCCUUUGUAAAGACUACUCACAGACCAAUGCAAACAGUAAUGCAACACUUCCAUUGUGGAAGCGGUUUGUGUGCUGACUCACUUCAGGGUUGUGAUGUCAUUGUGAAAAGUGUUCCUGAAAUUGUAUCCACCUCGUUUCAAUGUGUGUAGAGGAGCAAACCUACAGUGAACACAAAACAAUGGAAUAUAAUAAAAUACUACAAACUAUGCUAACAUGGCUGCUGGCGGUGGGGGUGGAUUCUAUUUGCUCUGUGUAUACAUAUAUUUAAGCAGCAGCUGAAAUAGAUGCACUGUUCUUUCAUAUGUAAAAUUACAAAUUUCUAGUCAACAGAGGUGCACUUAUUACAUUUAAAACAAGUAGUUUCUCAGUGACCUGGCUCCGUGUCAUGCUGAAGGAGUUUAUUUUUAUUAUUAAAUUUGUCUAUUAUACCUCACUUUUUGACUAAUAAGACCAAAUGUUGAAGAAUGACUCUUCGAGUACCGCGUAUGUAAAUGGGUUUGCGUUUCUUUUGUUUUGUCCCCCACAUGUUUUGCCUGUCAAGUAUUUAUGGAAAUGAUUUUGUUUAUUCCACCGUUGUUUUCUCACCUACAGUUAAUGCUUCUUCAGAGUAGAUGGUUGUCCGACAGCUGAAAGUUGCCAGCGUUUGUUCAUUUUGUACUCGUCACAAUAAAAUAUGUCCGUCAUCAUGCCAA
This is a messenger RNA of Gasterosteus aculeatus aculeatus (three-spined stickleback), 2541 nucleotides long. It is a transcript of the gene fkbp8, whose product is annotated as FKBP prolyl isomerase 8. NCBI's taxonomy places the organism in Eukaryota, Metazoa, Chordata, Actinopteri, Perciformes, Gasterosteidae. Gene Ontology annotation, molecular function: peptidyl-prolyl cis-trans isomerase activity; protein folding chaperone; protein binding. Gene Ontology annotation, cellular component: endomembrane system; cytosol; mitochondrial envelope. The record is from RefSeq and is a predicted model, not a curated record. Gene Ontology annotation, biological process: negative regulation of apoptotic process; protein folding.